AUGGAUAACAGCGUCGCUCUGCCAGACAUCUCGCUCCACGACUCUUCCGGAGCCGAGAAAACGACCUCCCGACUGAGCUCGCUCAGAACCAUCGGCGCCUACCCCAUGUCCGUGGUUUUCCGUGUGCUGCGCAUGCUCCGCACCGGGCUGUUCACGGUGUUCGCUUUCAGCGGUGGCCGCUGCGCUGACGUCGAAGAGCGCCGAAACGAUCCUCUACCGGCGUCUAACGGCAGGCCAGACACCAUGGCGGUGCCGAAUGUGGAGCUUUACCCAAUAUCUGGUAUGACAUGCACCAGUCACCCGGCAACGACAUCGCGUCCCGGAUUGGCGACGAAGGCAGUCGCUUCACGAGCCCAGACACUGCCUCGAGCAGCAGGACGCGGUUUGCGAGAAGGAUCCUUCCGCGGCAACAGCGACGAAAAGGGGACGCCGACACUCAAGGGUGUUGACUCGCGGCUUGCCCAGGUGAUCCUCAACGAGAUCGUGUACGGUGGGCCCGAGGUGCUGUUCAGUGACAUUGCCGGCCAAGAACUGGCCAAGCAGGCGCUCACCGAGACGGUUCUACUGCCCGUAGAACAACCGCAGCUGUUCACAGGAUUGCGGGCCCCGCCGAAAGGUGUGCUGCUUUUUGGGCCGCCCGGCAGUGGAAAGGCGAUGCUGGCCAAAGCAGUGGCCCACGCGUCGCGCUCCACAUUGCUGCACGUCCGCGCACCUUCAUUGAUUUCAAAAGGUGUUGCUGAAGGCGAACAACUAGUGCACGUCCUUUUUUCAGUUGCAAGAGACGUGCAACCGAGCAUCAUCUUCGUCGAUGAGGUUCACUGCCUGCUCAGCGAAAAGAAAAACAGCGAGCAUGAGGCAGUGUGGAGGAUGAGGAAAAUGUUUUUCGCUGAGUUUGAUGGGCUCGACCCUGAAGGUGACGAGCGAAUUUUCGUUAUAGUUGCCACCGAUCGACCGCAAGCUCUAGACGAUACCGCACUCAGGCGAUUCACGAAGCGGUUGUAUGUGAAGCUGCCAGACGAGCACGCACGGCUGGUGCUUAUACAACAGCUUCUGAAGAACCAGAACAGCCGACUGUCCAUUGAGAAACUGAAGUACCUGGCAAAAGUGACAAGUGGCUACUCGGUGGGCGAUCUGGCAGCUUUAGCCAAAGACGCAGCUCUGGGCUCCAUAAGAGAGCUCACUCGUGAGCAACAACGAAGGAUUGAGCCGGCAAAAAUGCGUCCAAUCAACCUCGAAGAUUUUAUGCAGCCAAUGGAGAAGAUACACUGCAGCGUGUCACCAGAUAGCCUAGAUUUGUACGAAAAGUGGAACCAAGAGUUUGGCGAUAUCACCAUUUGA
This is a messenger RNA of Rhipicephalus microplus (southern cattle tick), 1338 nucleotides long. RefSeq names its product spastin. Gene Ontology annotation, molecular function: ATP binding; ATP hydrolysis activity. NCBI's taxonomy places the organism in Eukaryota, Metazoa, Arthropoda, Arachnida, Ixodida, Ixodidae. The record is from RefSeq and is a predicted model, not a curated record. Gene Ontology annotation, cellular component: microtubule cytoskeleton.